AUGUCCGCACCAAAGCCAACCAUGAGAUGGAACAUUAUCAGCAAAGCUCAGAACGGUCUCUACUACCUGGAACAUGUGGAGUUCGAGUCUGGGUGCUCGGAAGCGGUUGUCUUCGAGCAAAUUCAGCAACUGUGCUUGCCGCAAAGGAAGACAUUCAGCCAGAGAGUGUCGUCUCUUCUGUACUCGCCGGUUGUGUAUACCACGACCGUGAUCAAGGGACGCAACUCGACCGAGAGUAAGGACAUCGAAGCCCAGUCUCAUGCUUGCGAGGUCUUCGUCAAAAGCAAACGCUACAGCGAAGCGUACACCCUCGCGCUUCGAACCCCAGUCAGGUUCGAGAAGGAAAAGACUCCGAGCUUCUUGACCAAUCGCGCGCACUUCGAAGCCAGUCGGAAACACGAGCAGAUUAUACACGGUCUAUUGGUUGUUCAAGAAAUCCGACACGCCAAAGUGGCUGUUCUCUUUGGAGUGCUUGCACUCCUGUCUGUCGGGCGAUAUGGUGUAAUUUUGGAUGCCGGUUCAUCUGGCACCCGAGUGCAUAUUUACCGAUGGCUCAACUCGCAGCGAGCGCGGAAGGAAGCCGAUGAACUUGAGCUCAACAGUCUGCCGCAGCUCGAGACCAAGAAGAAAUGGACGCGGAAGAUCAAGCCAGGUGUCUCGACCUUUGGCGACAAGCCAGAGCUGGUCGGACCAGACCACUUGAAAGGCCUUGUCGACCACGCCCUCGAAUACAUCCCCGAUGACCAAGUCAAAGACACGCCCAUCUUCCUCCUCGCUACAGCUGGUAUGCGCCUACUCCCCGACGUCCAACGAACUCAAGUCCUCGACAAUAUCUGCUCCUACCUACAACGGAAUACUCAAUUCCAGCUGCCCGACUGCGGUUUACACAUCCAGGUCAUCCCUGGCGAAACAGAAGGAUUAUAUGGAUGGAUAGCUGCAAACUAUCUACUCGGUGCUUUUGACGCCGACGCCUCCAAGACACAUCUCCACGGCAAGGACCACCACACUUACGGUUUCCUGGACAUGGGAGGUGCUUCUGCUCAGAUUGCAUUCGCCCCCAACGCAACCGAAGCCGAGAAACACGCCGAAGAUCUGAAGCUACUACGCAUGCGCAAAGUCAAUGGCGACCCUAUCGAGUACAAAGUCUUUGUCACCACUUGGCUGGGCUAUGGUGUCAACGAGGCUCGUAGACGUUACAUCGAAUCACUAACAACAGCAAGUCCCGGUAUCGCAGAGCUGCCUGAUCCGUGUCUUCCUACUGGUCUUGAAGUCACCAAAUCUGGUCAUGCCAUCUCCCCCGAUUCUCACGAGGCUGCUGGAAAAGAAACAUAUCUAUUGGGAACUGGCAAGUUCCCCGAAUGUCUGUCAAAAACAUAUCCCUUGCUGGACAAGGAUGCACCAUGUCUGGAUCCGCCAUGUUUGCUGCACGGUGUACACGUUCCUGCAAUCGACUUUGACGUCAACCAUUUCGUCGGUGUUUCCGAAUACUGGCACACCACUCACGAGAUCUUCGAAAUGGCUCACAAAGACAAGGCUUACGAUUUCAACACUUAUCAACAACGCGUUCUGGAGUUUUGCAGUCAGGACUGGAAAUCAAUACAACAAGGUGUAAAAGAUCAAAAGUGGGGGCUGAAGGUUACGGCGGAAAAGGCUGCUGAAGUCUGCUUCAAGGCCAGUUGGAUGAUCAAUAUGCUGCAUGAUGGUAUCGGUAUCCCCAGAGUUGGUCUGGAAGCUACAAAAGGCGGUCACAAUGGUACAAAAGCUGUCAUUGACGGAGCAAAAGAGAAGGGCUUCCUGGAUCCAUUCCAAGCAGUAAACAAAAUAAACGAUGUUGAAGUCAGCUGGACCUUAGGAAAAAUGGUUUUGUACGCCGCCUCACAAGUACCGAGUCCUGACGACAAAGCACUGGCAGUUGGUUUCGGCAGCAACAUUGCAGGCUCGACUCUCCCCAAAGACUUCCAAUUUGCUGGUGGCAAUUCUAAGCCUUUACCCACCGACCUCGAGGAUGACGACGUAGACUGGCACGACAAACUCUUCGCCUCGAGCUCCUCACGCCGCCUCCCUGGUUUCCUCCUGCUCCUUGUAAUCCUCCUCAUCGCCGCAUUCCUUCUCUGCGGACGCGACAGACGCAACUCCCUGCUUCGCAAAGCAGGUUUCUCUCCGCCCAGCGGCAAAAACAGCAAGCGCAAAUCUGCCAACACUGUGACCAACAGCUUGAACAAACUCUUCGGCGGCACCUCCCACUCGGGGCCCCAGUAUGAACGCGUAUUGGAAGGAGGCCUAGGGCCCGACCCCUCAGACUUCGAACUCGACGACAUGGACGCAGACUCCGACUCCGACAACAACAGCGCAGGCCGCACUUCAGGCUGGGCAACCCCCAAAGCACCCAACGGUUUCAGCAGCCCUGUCUUGCACUCAUCCCCACGUUCUGCCAGGGUAAAUCUCUACAAUGCCAACAACUCUGCUCCAUCUGGUGGUUACUUUGACGGCAAUGCUGCUCAUGCGUCUAGUCAGCUUUCUGUAGCUGCUACGCCUGGAGCACUAUGGAACACUCUAGAGGCUAUUCGCUAA
Molecule: messenger RNA, 2571 nt
Organism: Aureobasidium namibiae CBS 147.97
Lineage: Eukaryota; Fungi; Ascomycota; Dothideomycetes; Dothideales; Saccotheciaceae
Exons: 6
Coding region: 1-2571 (856 amino acids)
Biological process (GO): nucleoside diphosphate catabolic process
Cellular component (GO): membrane
Molecular function (GO): nucleoside diphosphate phosphatase activity
Source: RefSeq, a predicted model, not a curated record